GAGCACCAGUCCAUAAUUUUAAAACUUUGCUCGUGCUCGUCCCCAUCCCCAUUCGCACAUGGCCACCGGCGGCGGCGAGAGCGAGAUGGCCGCGGUUGACAGCGACGUCGGCGCCGGGGAGGAAAACCCGAGCGCUUCAAGGAGUGCCAGCCGCAGGUUCUUCGUGGCGCUGCACGUGGGCGCCGGCUUUCACGCACCGGCGAACGAGAAGGCGUACCGCCGAGCCAUGAAGCGCGCUUGCCUUGCCGCCGCGGCCGUCCUUCGCGAGGGCAGUGGCACAAGCCUUGAUGCGGUUGCAGCUGCCAUUGGAGUGUUGGAGGAUGAUCCCAUCACAAAUGCUGGUCGUGGUUCAAAUUUGACUGAGAGUGGUCAUGUGGAAUGCGAUGCAAGUAUCAUGGAUGGAAAUACUGGUUCUUUUGGAGCUGUUGGAGCUAUUCAAGGUGUAAAGAAUCCAAUCCAAGUUGCUUUGCACUUGGCAAAGGAACAAGUGAUAGGAUCGUCGUUGCUUGGUCGGAUACCCCCCAUGUUUUUGGUUGGUGAAGGAGCACAUCAAUGGGCAAAAUCUAAAGGAAUGGAUAUGCUUGGAUCUACACCGGAGGCUAAUAGUUGGUUGGUGACUGAGAAUGCAAGAUCACAGUGGGUGAAAUACACAUCAUUGCUUGCUAAUAUCAAGGAAUUAUUGAAGCAUGGCACUGCUUCCGGUUCAGAACAUGACUCAGUACAGUUGGAAGCACCAGGCACUGCAGCCGAGAAUAUUGUUGAUGUAAAGAAGAAAUUCACACAGUCAUUCAUGAUAGACAAUGAAGACUGCGUAAUGGAUACUGUUGGCGUUAUUUGUGUAGAUAGCUACGGAAAUGUAGCAUCAGGUGCAUCUAGUGGUGGCAUUGCGCUGAAGGUAGAUGGCCGGGUUGGGUUGGCCGCUAUGUAUGGCUCUGGGUGCUGGGCUUCAUCCAAAGGUCCCUUUGGCACACCAUUCAAUGUUGCUUGUUGUACAACUGGAGCUGGAGAACACUUGAUUAGAGGAUUUGCUGCCCGUGAAUGUUGCAUCUCAUCGUCAUUGUCACAGUCCGGCCCUGCUUCUGCCUGUACUAAAGUUCUCCGCUCUGUGGUUCAAAGCAGUAGCGAGAUGUCACAUGAUACAGGCGCUGGGUUGUUGCUAGUUCAGGCAGAUGUUCUAAAGGUGAUUAUUUGCAAUCCAAUCUCCUUCAUUUUUUGGAUGAGUAACCCCUCCGCUGUGAGUUCCAUGUAUGUUUGGCAGGGAGGGGAUUUGUCUAUACUGGAAGCCGCUGAGCUUGUUGCUGCCUACUCUUCCCCAUCAUUUGGUGUUGGUUAUUUCGGAAGCAACAUGAAUAAUCCAAAGGUUUCGAUGCUUAGAAGAUCAGAAGGAGCAUCCUAUGCGGACAACCAUUUUGCUACUCGUAUCAAGUUUGGUACAAAAUCAUCUGAACAAUGAGAACGCGUUGGUUUCUGUCGGUGCCUUUGCACUUGCAGCGUUGGUAAUCUCAUUGGUUUCGUUUCCAUUCCUUUUUCUUUUCUUUCCUCCUCUUUUUUUAUCUAAAAGGCAUUUCCGUUCUGUUAACAGUUAAACAAAUCAUUGUACGCAACUUUCAAUUUUCGUUGUAAUCACUUUAUUUCGGAA
This is a messenger RNA of Phragmites australis (common reed), 1639 nucleotides long. Its product is annotated as putative threonine aspartase. The coding region runs from base 59 to 1453 and encodes 464 amino acids. The transcript has 10 exons. NCBI's taxonomy places the organism in Eukaryota, Viridiplantae, Streptophyta, Magnoliopsida, Poales, Poaceae. Gene Ontology annotation, biological process: protein maturation. Gene Ontology annotation, molecular function: threonine-type endopeptidase activity. The record is from RefSeq and is a predicted model, not a curated record.